Molecule: messenger RNA, 4181 nt
Organism: Sus scrofa (pig)
Lineage: Eukaryota; Metazoa; Chordata; Mammalia; Artiodactyla; Suidae
Gene: PDGFD
Product: platelet derived growth factor D
Biological process (GO): positive regulation of ERK1 and ERK2 cascade; positive regulation of protein autophosphorylation; positive regulation of phosphatidylinositol 3-kinase/protein kinase B signal transduction
Cellular component (GO): membrane
Molecular function (GO): growth factor activity; platelet-derived growth factor receptor binding
Source: RefSeq, a predicted model, not a curated record
GGGGAGCCCCGUGCGCGCAGCUCAGGAGCCCGGCCGCUGGGGCGGAGUAAGUGGCUACUCCGCUCGCUCUCCCGGGACGCCGUGCCGCCCGCCCACUGCAGCCUGUGCUGCAGCUGCCGGCCGCCGGAGGGGGCGAACAAACGUCAACCUGUUGUUUGUCCCGUCAUCAUUUAUCAACUCUCAGCACCACAAGGAAGUGCGGCCGCCACCCGCGCGCGGAAAGUUCAGCAUGCAGGAAGUUUGGGGAGAGCUCGGCGACUAGCACAGCGGCCCGGGCCAGCGCGGGGCGAGCGCGGGGGCCAGAGAGCGGCGCGGCGUCCGUCCCGGGAGCCUAUCCCGGCUUUUUCUUGGAGCGACGCUGUCCCUAGGUCGCUGAUCCCAAUGCACCGGCUCAUCCUCGUCUACACGCUAGUCUGCGCAAACUUUUGCAGCUACCGGGACACUUCUGCAGCUCCGCGCGCAUCCAUCAAGGCUUUGCGCAACGCCAACCUCAGGCGAGAUGAGAGCAAUCACCUCACAGACUUGUACCGAAGAGAUGAAACCAUCCAGGUGACAGGACACGGCCAUGUGCAGAGUCCCCGCUUCCCAAACAGCUACCCCAGGAACCUGCUUCUGACCUGGCGGCUCCAUUCCCAGGAGAAAACAAGGAUACAGCUAGCCUUUGACAAUCAGUUCGGAUUAGAGGAAGCAGAAAAUGAUAUCUGUAGGUAUGAUUUUGUGGAAGUUGAAGAUAUAUCUGAAACCAGCACUGUUAUUAGAGGACGAUGGUGUGGACACAAGGAAGUUCCUCCAAGGAUAACAUCAAGAACAAACCAAAUUAAAAUAACAUUCAAGUCUGAUGACUACUUUGUGGCUAAACCUGGAUUCAAGAUUUAUUAUUCUUUUGUGGAAGAUUUCCAACCUGCAGCAGCCUCAGAAACCAAUUGGGAGUCCGUCACAAGCUCUAUCUCAGGGGUAUCCUAUCACUCUCCAUCAGUAACGGACCCCACUCUCAUUGCGGAUGCUCUGGAUAAAACAAUUUCAGAAUUUGAUACUGUGGAAGAGCUUCUCAAGCACUUCAAUCCAGAAUCAUGGCAAGAAGAUCUUGAGAAUCUGUAUCUGGACACCCCUCAUUAUCGAGGCAGGUCAUAUCAUGACAGGAAGUCAAAAGUUGACCUGGACCGGCUCAAUGAUGAUGUAAAGCGUUACAGCUGCACUCCCAGGAAUUACUCCGUCAACUUAAGAGAGGAGCUAAAGCUGACCAAUGUCGUCUUCUUUCCCCGCUGCCUCCUUGUGCAGCGCUGUGGAGGAAAUUGUGGCUGUGGAACUGUUAACUGGAAGUCCUGUACCUGCAAUUCAGGGAAAACUGUGAAAAAAUAUCACGAGGUGUUAAAGUUUGAGCCUGGCCAUUUCAAGAGGAGAGGCAGAGCGAAGCACAUGGCUCUCGUUGACAUCCAGCUGGAUCACCAUGAGCGAUGCGAUUGUAUCUGCAGCUCAAGACCACCUCGAUAAAAGAAUGUGCACAUCCUUACAUUAAGCAUGAAAGAAGCUUUAUUUUAAGGAGGGUGUGGUAAGAGAUCCCUUUCCCACCAGCAACCGAACUUACUAUUAGCCUGCAAAGCAAUGAAUAUAAGUGGUUGCUGAGUUUCAACCUAGCUUUGUUAGUGCCAUGGCAAGUAGAAAGGUGCAUCAUCAAUCUCUAUAUCCAAGAAUAUAGGAUUGCAUUUAAUAAUAGUGUCUGAGGAUAUAUGUAUCCAUGUCUCUGUGUAAAUAGAUCAAAUGGUUAUUUAGUAUGUAUAACCAGGUACACCAGAGCUUACAUAUGGUUUAGUUAUUUAGACCCUUCAAAUCUGGCAAAAUAAGGGACACAGUAAAUACAUGAAACAUGACUUUGGAAGAUGUAGAAGGUUAAUUUGUUUACUUUUAAGUUUUGAGUUACAAGACAAUUUUUGAUCUUGUUCUUUUAAAGAAAGCACCUUGUAUAUUAAAAACCGAUAAAUGAGCUUUUCUUAAUGUAUACAUCUUAAUUAUAAAAAGGGAAAAUACGGUUUCUGGGAAAAGGCAUAUUCUAACCAUUUUUCCCACAAGAUGUGCUACAAUACAUAUUUCCCUAUGUAGAUAAUUAUUACCUGUCUUCGAAAGCAUGCCAUAAUAAUAUAGGUGUUUAGAAAUAAAGUCAUUGUCUUCUUUUUAUGUAUCUUGCUGAGGCAUGCAAAUUCAUUAACAUCUGUCUCAAAAAAUUCUCACAAGGUUUCUUAUUACAAUCCUAUGAGAGACAAUUUAUAAGCUGUCACAGAAUUUUGAAUUGUUUCUUUUCAAAAACUUCUCCAUGGAAGUAGCUCCUUUGGAGAAUGGCAUGGGGACUGACUCUGGGUAAGUCUUUCAAAAUAGUGUUCAUUGGAAAUUUGGGUAGUUAAAAGUCAAAAAAGUGAGCAUUGAAAUAUUAACAGAAAUAGGAAUUGGAUGAAAUAUACAAUUUAAUAAUGGAUUCAUACUUUCCAAAUUAUGCCAAUUAAUUUUACAUAUCUUGCUUUUGUGUUCCUGUCUCUUUGAUAUACAGACAUGGAUUUACAAUGACACCUUAUAUUUGGCAAGCCAUCAUGGAUUAUUUAUAACCUAAAAGCCUUUGUGUAACAAAACAACCCCAUUUUAUUGAUGUAAAUGCCUAGUCAUGUACUCACUUACCACACAGUUCAGGUGAAUUCCUGUUUCUGAACUAAGUGAAAUGAGAUCAAGGUGCUCUGGCUCUUUGCAGAUCUAUGGAGCUUAUUCUAAGAAGCCACACUGCAAAUUGUGAGAACACAAGUUUGGCCCUGCUCUACCACAAGGAAAAUGUUCUCACUUUGAUGGUUGUUAUUGGUAUUCAGAGUGAUUUUGCCUCCCUGGCUUCUUAAUGUCUAUUAAGUCUUUGGAGACUGACUUCAGAUGUAGGAAGUGAUCCAUCAUUCUCCAAAGCAAGACUCUUAAGACAGCAACACUGAAAUCAAGAUAGCUCAGGGGCUACUAAGAGAGAAUGACAUUUUUCUUCCUGUCUUGGAAGAAAAAAGGGAGCCAAUUUCUUCCUUGAGUCGAGGGCCCUACUAACUACAGCCAAGUGGAGUGAAGGGUAUGUGACCGGGGUUCAUUAAGUCCCAGUGGCAGAUGAGCAGCCUAAAUACACUUGGAUUUCUGAGCAUGAUGCUUUCAGGUCCAAGUUCUCAACUAUCCUAGUGCUCAUUUUUGCUCAGUUCUUUGAGACAAAAGGCCAAUGCCUUUUUUUUUUUUUUUUUUUGGCUUUUUAAGGCCACGUCUGUGGCAUCUGCAGCUGCCGGCCUAUGCCACAGUUCAUGGCAAUGCUGGAUCUUUAACCCACUGAGCGAGGCUGGGGAUCAAACUUGCAUCGUCAUGGAUACUAGUUGGGGUCAUAACCCCUGAGCCACAGUGGAAGCUCCCCCAAUGCUUAUUAAGAUGCACCUUCAAAAAUUCCCUGAAAGCUUCUGGUAUUUUUACCUCAAAGGAUGACCAGUAAAAAUAAAUACUCUAUUGUUGACUUGUCCAAAAUCCCAGAGCACAAUCAGAGCGAGCUGAGGCAGACACUCUGAUAAUCAGGAACCACACUUCAUGCCACUUGCAAGUUUCCUAAGAAAACAUAGGCUUCCUGUACCAAAAUCAAAAUUUGUGUUAUAUCAUUCUAACUCAUGCAGCUGUAAGUAUGAAAAAUUAGAGUGUUCUACCCAAUUUUCAAUAAACCUUUCAGGCUGCAAUAACCAAGAUGGUUUUCAGUUAAUGCCCUAUCUGUACUUUUUAUUUAUUAGCUGAAAUAUAAGCAGGCAUACUCACUCACUUCUUUUUUUCUUUCCUGAAUGUUUUAUUGAAACUUCUCCCUUGGUUAUCUGUUAUCUAUUGCACUUCCAACUUGUAGUCAAUAAAUCUGUUUCAUUGCCAUCAAAGGAAUAAAAAGCUCACCAUACAAAUUACAUUUCAAAACAAAUCCUAAUAAAUCCUCAUUUCCAUGUGGCUCACUCACCUGGAAUAAUGUCUUCCAGUCAAUGUGUUCUUUUAGGGCAGAACAUUUUUGUAAGUGGAGUUUUUUAUGUUUUGGUUUGGUUUGGUUUGGUUUUGUCAUAUCGGUAACAUGCAGCUUUUUCCUCUGGUAGCAUUUUCUACAGCAAAUGUAAUAUGCCUCUUAUCUUCAUGAAAAAUAAAUAUUGCCUAUGAACAAA